Messenger RNA from Vitrella brassicaformis, 1685 nucleotides. NCBI's taxonomy places the organism in Eukaryota, Vitrellaceae. The record is from the annotation of a GenBank genome assembly.
GACUGAUCUGGUCAGAACACGAAGGCGGACGUUGAGAGGUGGAAGGCGGAUAUGAUGAAGUGCGUCAAGCUGAUCCCACAGGUACAGAGCGCUCGCCUGUCCUGUUCGCUCGAGGGGGAUAAGGGAAAUAAGCUAGUCGUGCGGCAGGAAAAAAAGGUCUACACACAACACCACACACAACAACACACAUGCAUGCAGCGCCACUUACAGGUCAUCAAAGGUGGACCUUUUCGUUUUACAGUCGUUUCUCCAGAAGAAAAACUACAGACGCAGGAGGGUGAGUGGGGAGGGAGACUGGGUAGAUUUGUAUGUGAUAUGUGAUCUGUGUGUGCUCUCUGUGUGCUCUCUCUCUCUGUGGCUAUAGAUAUUCGGGGAGAUGGAUGUCCUGGAGGUGUUGCGUUUGCACCCCGCUCGGUGCUUCAAGUGCAGAGCGUGGAUGAAGGGGUUUCCAGCAAAGGUGAGCAGAAAUGCAUUUUCUAUCGAUGAUCGAUGUGUAUCUUUGUCAUGUGCGCUUGUGUGAAUGUGCAGUAUAAAGUCACCGACUCGCGCAAGGUCGAGAGCCACCUGGGAUAUGCAGGCAUGCAGUGCGGUAACACCUCGUCGCAGCCGGGCGGCAAGUGCACGAACGAGAGAUUCAAGGUUGAGACCAACUUGUCGGUCAUCUGGACCGAUGACUAUUUGCUCGCCGUGUUGGCUUUCUAUGGAGUUCUGCCUUUCUGAACACCUGUGUUUGUUGUGAAUGAAUGUUUGUUGAUCAACUGACGUGUGUGCACACACGCAUGUGUGUCGACUUUGCUGGUUGCUCUGCGGUUGGCCGUGGUGUGUGCACGUGCGGUUGCUUGCGCGUGUCGAUGAGUGGUCUGCACCUGUUCUAUAGCAUCUUUUUCGAUGACCGCUCAUCGGCAUUUGGUCUCGUGUGUGCGUGGCUGCUUGGAUGAGUGGCCUGUACCUGUUCUUUGGCGUCUUUUUCUAUGGCCGCUCGUCGGCACUUGGUCUUGUGUGUGCGUGGCUGUUGGAUGAGUGGUCUGCACCUGUUGUCUGGCGUCAUUUUUCGAUAACCAUUCAUCGGCAUUUGUUCGUGUGUGCGUGGCUGCUUGGAUGAGUGGUCUGCACUUGUUAUCUGGCGUCUUUUUUAAUGAUCGCUCGUCGGCAUUUGGUCUUGUGUGUGCGUGGCUGUUGGAUGAGUGGUCUGCACCUUUUGUCUGGCGUCUUUUUCGAUAACCGUUCAUCGGCAUUUGUUCGUGUGUGCGUGGCUGCUUGGAUGAGUGGCCUGCACCUGUUCUCUGGCGUCUUUUUCUAUGACCGCUCGUCGGCAUUUGGUCUUGUGUGUGCGUGGCUGUUGGAUGAGUGGUCUGCAGCUGUUGUCUGGCGUCUUUUUCGAUAACCGUUCAUCGGCAUUUGUUCGUGUGUGCGUGGCUGCUUGGAUGAGUGGCCUGCACCUAUUCUCUGGCGUCUUUUUCGAUCCUUGGCUGUCUUUUUUGAUGAGGGUCGGUGUACAUACCUGCAUGUAUUCCAUGUGGGAGGGCGGGAGGGACAGCCACAGACAGCGAAGGAGUGGAGGAGGGGGAGGUGAGUUGUCACAUGUGAAUCGUCACAUCCAUCUAGCGUUACACACAUGGAAUGGACACAUGGACAGAGACAUUGAGCAGACACUGAAACAUAGCAGACACUCAAACAUGUCAACC